AUGGCCGAUCGACGCUCAGACUCCUAUGAUGGCGUUGCUGAAGAGGCAAACAUCGCUCUCAGAGUCAAGCCCAAAGACAUGAGACAACUUUCUUCGUCUUCGGAUGCCGUCAAAGCAAAGAGAAUUCAGAAGCCGCUGGAGUCCCUCCAGAAGGCGGCUCGAAAGGUCGAAGGAGAGGCAAGGGAAGAAGGAACUGGUCAGAAGAAGCUGGACGCCCUCGACAAGCCAGCUCGAAAGGCCGAAGGAGAGGCAAGGGAAGAGGGGACUGGUCAGAAGAAGCUGGACGCCCUCGACAGGCCAGCUCGAAAGGCCGGAGGAGCGGCAAGGGAAGUGGGAACUAGUCAGAAGUAA
This is a messenger RNA of Fonsecaea pedrosoi CBS 271.37, 351 nucleotides long. RefSeq lists its product as uncharacterized. The transcript has a single exon. NCBI's taxonomy places the organism in Eukaryota, Fungi, Ascomycota, Eurotiomycetes, Chaetothyriales, Herpotrichiellaceae. The record is from RefSeq and is a predicted model, not a curated record. The coding region runs from base 1 to 351 and encodes 116 amino acids.